AUGCAGCACUCCGCCUCCACCCAGCCCUUCGACCCUUUCUUUGAUAUCAACACUCCCAAUCGCAGCGUCUCUUCCUCCAUUUGGGCUCCCCAGCCCCAGCCCUCCGACACCGCCUGGUCAAAAGCCAUCGACUCUUUUACUCGUGUCAAUACAAAUGGCAUCACGACCCGACCCGACGCUCGCCGCGCCACCUCCUUCCCCAACCCUACCAAUGGGGAGGACAUCUUCGGUCCCGUUGAUCAGAACGGCCACCGUAAGAAUGUUGGCGCCAUUGGCGACGGCCGCAAGAGAGGUUCGCCGACCUUCGCCGAAGUCCACGUCGAACAACUCCUUCGCACGCUCAACCUCAAUUCUCCUGCCCCUCAGCAUCCCCUUCCUGGAGAUUCACAAUCGCUGCAAACAUCUCCGGACCUCUCACCCAUAUCGACCUCGUCUGCUCUUCUAACACCCACCGACCAAUCCCCUGCCAAAAGUUUUGAUCCCAAGUUCGGCCAGAAUUUUGGACUUGGUAUCAUACAUGGUCAACAGACAGAUCGUCUUUUCGAAACUGGGUUUCCGACUCGUCUUAACGACAUCACUGUCGCGUCUCAAAUUCUGCCGCGCGCUACCUACCUUUCUUCUCAGUCCCUUUCUUCAGCGCAAAGCGAUCAGUGCCCUAUUCCAUUCUUUGACCCUGUCUUGGAGACUUCUGCUUCGCAGAGAGGGCAGACGUACUUUUCACAGACUGCGCAACGCCGCACGGAAGCUUUACCGGUAGCGCACCAGUCGUGGUCUCAUCAACGCCUGCGUGCCACCUCUGACUGGCUACAACAGGAGGAAAGACCAGUCAUCGACCAGUUUUCGGCGAGUCUUAUGAAUGAACCUCUCUUGCGUUCUGGGCAAGCAAGCCGCUCGGCGUCACAGGGAAACGGACAAUCGCACUCUCACGAGCCCAUUAACUUUCUAUCUUUGUUGCACCCAUCUUCGACUCCGCCAUAUCCUCUGUUCGUGUCGCGGAUUAUCAAAUCUUCUGAUCAGCAGGCGUCGAUUUUCCUACAGCAGAAGCUCAAAGUCGCCGACAGUGCGGAGCGCGUCAAGAUUGUUGAUGCUAUAUGCGCAAAGGGUUUCGAAAUGAUGGCUCACAGGUUCGGAAAUUGGGCUGUUCAGAGGUGCCUCGAGGCAACCGCGAGCCCAGAAGAAAGACGUAAGAUAGUCACUUGCAUGAGAGGGCGCGUCGUCGAACUCGCGACAAAUUGCUAUGGUUGCCAUGUCCUCCAGAAGGCACUCGACUGCGAAGAGGAUAUACGGCUCUUGAUUGUCUCAGAACUUCUCAUUGGUGAUCCCGCACAGACUCUCAUCAACAAACAUGCUUCCCAUGUCUGGAGCAAGAUUAUGGAGCUGUCUUGGACAGCUCCUGCGCCGCCCAUUUUCGCCUAUGUCAACAAGUCGCUGAAGGGAAAAUGGGCGUCCCUUGCUUGCCACGAGACCGGUUCACUCGUCGUGCAGCAUGCCUUUGAGAAUUUGGAGGAGUCGGCCAAGGAUGGCAUAGUCGACGAGCUACUCAAUCAAGGCUCGGCUGUAUUCAGUGAGGUUACUAAGAACCAAUGGGGGUCGUACUGUAUCCAGCACAUCCUUGAACACGGAUCGCACAAGCAUCAAAAUAUGGCCCUCGAGCAUCUCCUUGCAGGGCUGCUCGAGUAUGCAACAAACGAGCAAGGCGUAAAAUCAGUGACCAAGGCUCUAAAGGAGGGCGGCGACGACACGUUGGACAGGGUCAUUAAGCGAAUGUGCGAACCAGCAAAGGGGGCCAUGAUCGUCGACCUUGCCUUGUCCGUUACGGGUAGCCAGUUGAUCGCAAGCGUUCUACCGACCGCGGACAAAGAUCAACGUGCACUCCUGUAUGAUUCCAUCCGUGGCCAUAUUGUGACCCUACGCGGUUGCAAGACAGGUUCCAAAGUGAUCUGGCUCUUUGAUAGGAUGCGUGCUUACUACGGCUACUGA
This is a messenger RNA of Fibroporia radiculosa, 1980 nucleotides long. RefSeq lists its product as uncharacterized. Gene Ontology annotation, biological process: post-transcriptional regulation of gene expression. The coding region runs from base 1 to 1980 and encodes 659 amino acids. NCBI's taxonomy places the organism in Eukaryota, Fungi, Basidiomycota, Agaricomycetes, Polyporales, Fibroporiaceae. The transcript is spliced from 13 exons. Gene Ontology annotation, molecular function: mRNA 3'-UTR binding. The record is from RefSeq and is a predicted model, not a curated record. Gene Ontology annotation, cellular component: cytoplasm.